CCCCGGGACCCCCAGACCCUGGCCAGGCUGCCCCCCAGGGAGAUCCGGCGCCAGGAGGUCAUCAACGAGCUGUUCCUGACGGAGCACGCCCACGUUCGGAUGCUGCGGGUGCUGCUCGAGGGGUUUUUCCAGCCCAUGCUCCGCGAGGGUUUCUUCGACGAGCAGGAGCUCUCCAACAUCUUCCCCAGCCUCGAGGACCUCGUGGAGGUUCACACUUUGUUCCUCGACAGCCUCAAGAGGCUGCGGGAGGAGAGCGGCUUCGUCAUCGGCCCCAUCGGGGACGUCCUGCUGGCCAGGUUCGAGGGCACCGAGGGCAGUUGGUUCCAGAAGAUCUCAGCCCGGUUCUGCAGCCGCCAAAGCUUCGCCCUCGAGCAGCUCAAGGCCAAGCAGAGGAAGGACACCCGGUUCAACCAGUUCAUCCAGCCCCCCUGUGCCCCCAGGAGGCCGAGCCGCCCCCGGUGCCGGCGGCUGCAGCUCAAGGACAUCAUCCCCACCGAGAUGCAGCGGCUCACCAAGUACCCCCUGCUGCUGCUCAGCAUCACCAAGUGCUCUGAGCCGUCUCCGGACCGCGCCAAGGUGGAGCAGGCGGCCGAGUGCUGCCGCCAGAUCCUCAACCACGUCAACCAGGAGGUCCGGGACAUGGAGAACCUCAUGAAACUCAAGGAUUACCAGCGGCGCCUCGACCUCUCCAACCUGAAGCAGAUCACGGACCCUCUGCUGAGCGAGUUCAAGAACACGGACAUCACCAAGCGCACUCUGGUGCACGAGGGGCCCCUCACCUGGCGCGUCACCCGGGACAAAGCCGUGGAGGUGCAGGUGCUGCUUCUGGACGACCUGCUGGUGCUGCUGCAGCGGCAGGAGGAGCGGCUGGUGCUGCGCUGGCACAGCCGGGCCCUGGCGCCCGCGCCCGACGGCAAACAGACGCUGAGCCCCGUCAUCCGCCUGCGCUCCGCCAUGACACGAGAGGUGGCCACAGACCACAAGGCCUUCUACGUGAUCAUCAGCUGGGACAGCGGCGCCCAAAUCUACGAGCUGGUGGCGCAGAGCGCGGCCGAGAGGAAGCUGUGA
Messenger RNA from Myiozetetes cayanensis, 1068 nucleotides. It is a transcript of the gene ARHGEF1, whose product is annotated as Rho guanine nucleotide exchange factor 1. The record is from RefSeq and is a predicted model, not a curated record. The annotation marks the transcript as partial. Gene Ontology annotation, molecular function: G protein-coupled receptor binding; guanyl-nucleotide exchange factor activity. Gene Ontology annotation, biological process: G protein-coupled receptor signaling pathway. Gene Ontology annotation, cellular component: cytoplasm. The transcript is spliced from 11 exons. Lineage: Eukaryota; Metazoa; Chordata; Aves; Passeriformes; Tyrannidae.